GGGAAGAGAUUCAGUCAGCUUGGAAGUAUGAAGAUUCACAUGUUAGUACAUUCGGGUAAUAAACCUCACGAGUGUCCAGAGUGCGGGAAGAGGUUCAGUCAGCUUGGAAGUAUGAAGACUCACAUUAUAGUACAUUCAAGUGAUCGACCUCAUGAGUGUCCAAAGUGUGGGAAGGGAUUUAGUCUUUUUCGAAAUAUGAAGACUCACAUGCUAGUGCAUUCGAGUGAUCGACCUCAUAAGUGUCCAGAGUGUGGGAAGACAUUCAGUCUGCUUGGAAAUAUGAAGUCUCACAUGUUAGUGCAUUCAAGUGAUCGACCUCAUGAGUGUCCAGAGUGUGGGAAGAAGUUCAGUCACCUUGGAAGUAUGAAGACUCACAGGAUGGUGCAUGCAGAUGAAAGACCCUAUGAAUGUGCAGAGUGUGGCAAAAAAUUUAGGAAACGUGCAACUAUAAUAAGUCACAUGUUAGUUCAUUCAGGUGAUAAGCCUUAUGAGUGUCCAAAAUGUUUGAAGAGAUUCACUCAGCUUGGAAGUAUGAAGACUCACAUGUUAGUGCAUUCGGGUGACAAACCUCAUGAGUGUCAAGAGUGUGGCAAGAGGUUCAGGCAACUUGGACACGUGAAGACUCACAUGUUAGUGCAUUCAGGUGAUAAACCUCAUGAGUGUCCAGAGUGUGGGAAGAGGUUCAAUCAUCGUGUAAGUAUGAAGAGGCACAAGCUGAUGCAUUCAGGUGAUAUGCUAAAAGCUUUGAAUGUGGGAGAUGACUCAUAGAAUGAUAAAGUAUAAUGAGGCACAUGUUGGUGCAUUAACUUACUUUUAAUUCAAUAUACAAUUAUGGAGCUUCAUUAUAAAAUUAUUGUGCUAUCACCAUGUUGGUUGGAUAUCUUACAGAGGUAAUUACUUUUUGAGAAAUACGCUUCACCAUGAAAGGUAAAGAUCUAAUGACAUUUUACUAUUUUGUUCUUUUAUGGAAAUUAUUUGGUCGUCAUAGAUCAUGCAAGAGCUGGUUUAGUUUAGUUCAUUUAUUAUGCACCCCAUACCCAUCUUGUGGGCGGUAGUGGAAAGGGUUACAGAGGCACAUAAUGGGCUUAGGGACUGAACCCCACAAUUCAUUUAGCUAAGCAAGUUACAA
Procambarus clarkii (red swamp crayfish) is the source of this 1129-nucleotide messenger RNA. Its product is annotated as zinc finger protein 85. The record is from RefSeq and is a predicted model, not a curated record. Gene Ontology annotation, cellular component: nucleus. Gene Ontology annotation, biological process: regulation of gene expression. Lineage: Eukaryota; Metazoa; Arthropoda; Malacostraca; Decapoda; Cambaridae.